This is a messenger RNA of Anthonomus grandis grandis, 5114 nucleotides long. Its product is annotated as oxidative stress-induced growth inhibitor 1-like. The transcript has 7 exons. NCBI's taxonomy places the organism in Eukaryota, Metazoa, Arthropoda, Insecta, Coleoptera, Curculionidae. Bases 222 to 1976 code for a protein of 584 amino acids. The record is from RefSeq and is a predicted model, not a curated record.
UAUUCAGUAUUCGUUUCUACGCGAGUCUGUCGAGAUCGUGAGGCCGCAGGACGUCUAUCGAUCGUGAAGGCAUCGAUUUCCUUACGCCUUUAUUUACCGGCACGAUUUUCUUAAUUUCAUAUAGUGAGUCUGUUUUGUUUGUGUACGUUGUGAGUGACAGUUUUUAGCAGUCACUUCUUGUUACGUUGAUUAGUGGAAUUUUUGAAAUUUUGAUAACCACAAUGAAGAACGGCGUAGACAAAAAAUUAGAUGAUAGGAUUUUCAAGGAAGUCAUAGUAAUUGGAAAUGGACCAAGUGGGAUUUUAGUCUCCUUGCUGCUCAGUGGCAGACUGCCAAUUCUUACCUCCACGGAGCAUCCGGACGAAAUGCUCAGUGCCAGACUUAAAAGCCUCGGUUCUAAAUGUUUACUCAUACAGGAUCUGGAUUUCCUUGCCCAAGGCUUGGAAGGCAGAUGUAUGAAUCCAGUGUCGUUAUUAAUGGAUGCACUGUUACACCCUUGCGCCGAUUUAGGCUUAGACUUAAAACCGCUCGUGGAGUUUAGACCUGUUGGGACGGAGAUUGAUCACCUAGUAAUUGGGCGAGGUCCACCAGGCGGUUCCUGGCACCGUAUCGAUCCAGACGUCCUCACUCUUUCGUUGAGCAGCUGGAUGGCUCUUCCCAAUCAGCAGACGUUACCUCAAUGCUCUGUCAAUGAAAAACGAGCGUAUGCCCGUGACGUUGCGGUAUCUUAUGAAAAAUACGUAGAAUCCAUGAACUUAAAAAAGUAUUUUCUGGAAAAUACUUUAGUCACAUCUGUAGAAAGUGCUAUUUCUAAUGAUGAUUGUUGGAGAAAAAAAAACGUGCGAGUAAAGAAAUUGGAAAGAGAUGUCGUGGAGAGAGUAAAAGACUAUUUCGAACCAGUGGUGGAGGAUGCAGAAGCUGAUAGAUGUUUCUUGACCAAUGCGUUGAACUGUUUGCUUUCAAGGAAUAGCAAACGAGUCAAGCAUGGAAAAAGAACAAGGAAUAGUUAUUCUGAAAGUGGUGGAAGGAAACAUCAGACGGCGAAGUCUGAACCAAUCAUCAUUCCCAAACACGAAAGAAAAAGAUCGAUUUCUUGUUGUUGUUGUUGUGGCAGCCAAAAUACUCAGGAAAACCCUAAAAUUAAAUUAAAUAACAAUAACCUUUCACACACCAUAAGUCUUGAACGAAACACUAACAAUUCCUCAGCGCCUAGAUGGCUUCUGGAAGCGACUAAUUUAACUACAGGACAAAACAUUAAAUAUAGCUGUAAUUACUUAGUGCUUGCUUGUGGAACGUAUGAUUCGCCGAAUAGGUUGACUUUAUUUAAAAAUAUCGAAGAUCCACACUGGCUACUUCAUGACUUAAGAAGUUUAGAGACAAAACUAGACGAAAAACUACAAAUGGGCGAUAUUCGAGACCCAGUGUUAAUCGUUGGAGGUGGAUUAAGUGCUGCUGAUGCUGUAAUGGCUGUUCGCUCGAGAAAUGUGCCAAUCUUGCAUGUUUUUAGGGGGAAGACAGCAGAAUUCGUCAGGCAGCUGCCAGAGAACAUGUACCCUGAAUACCAUAAGGUGCGUCAAAUGAUGACUGAUGGAGGUACAUCCUAUCCCCUCUACAAAGCUUAUCCAGAACAUUCCGUAACCGACUUCGACGUGCACCGUCAGACUGUUAGGCUCACAUCACAUUUAGGGGAGGAGACCGAAGUAAAAGUGUCAUUCGCGGCAGUCCUGAUUGGUUCCCGUCCAAAUUUAAAUUUUUUGCCAAAAAAUAUGAAAUUAGGCGUUUAUCCAGACCGGGAAGUGGAUUCAAAGACGAAUCCGGUUAAUAUAAAUCCUUUGACUCAUGAAGUAUUGGGAUAUGAUGGCUUAUUUGCUGUCGGGCCGUUGGCGGGUGAUAAUUUUGUGAGGUACAUUCCAGGGGGUGCUGUUGCCGUUGUAAGUGAACUAUACAAACGAUGGGGAUUGGUAAAUGACUAUUGAAUAUUUAACACAAACUUUAAGUUUUUGUGUUUGUAAGGAAAAUUUAUAAUACUUAAGGCAUAAAAAAUUGUUAAUUUGACUAAAAGUUGAUUGAUACAUAUGUAACAAUAGUAUAAUUAGUAAAGGGUAUAAGUUCUAGUAAAAUACAAAGUUAAAAUUUACUAAUGAAAUACCUUAAGGUUUUAUGUCCAUAUAAUUUAGUGAGUACUUUUUAAACGUCUUAAUAUGUUUAUGAGAUUUUUUACCUGUAGGAUGCCUUCCUUAAAAACGUCUUUAAAUUUUCGUUACAAAAAUGAAAACUCUACUUAGAUCUAAUUUUAAACAAUAUAUGAAAAAUGCUCGUUUUAUAUCAUUCUAGAAUAUAUUUCAUAAAAAUGCAAUGUGAUAUUAUAUUAUAUUGAAAUGAAUACGAACAAAAAAAAAAGAAAAAUUGGUGCUUGCUAUGAAAGUUGAGUAUAAAAGGUAUUUAUAAAUAUGUUUCAAUUGAAUUUUUGAGCUUUAGAUAUACAAAAUAUAUAGUAUUAGUCAAAAUAUUCAUUUUAAAAGUCAAAAUUCUUAAAAUUGAUCAUCUCAACACAUUUCUUCAUAAGGAAUUUUUUUUAUAAUACGUUGUAUGUUGUAUGGCGCAUUUUCAUCCCUUGACUACAAAAAUCAAAAAUUUUAAAUGAAUGGCAAUUUUAAUGAUAUCAAGUCACUGUUUUAAAAUACUUUCCUUUUUUUAUAUUCUGAGGUCUCUAACAAUUGUUUCUGUAUGUAUUGUGCUAAUAAUCAAGAGAGAUUAAAAAAAAUAACAGAAAGUUACUUUAUGUUCGAACAAUGAUGAAAAUUAAAAAAUAAUAGGAAUAGUUCAGUUCACUCAAAUCUCUAUAGUUUCCGAUGCUCAGAAGAGAUUUUUUAACGGAUUAAGAUUAUAAUUCUAGAUUCUAUAGUUUCAAGUUCUUAACAAAAUUUUUCAAUUUGUUAAAAGGCCAAAUCAUCUGAAAUGCCUUUGGUCUGACUCUGAGACGUCAUGAAUUUUUCGCUAUUUUGAAAUGAUUGAGAAAAUAUUUUUCUCUGGUAUGGCACAUUGUGAAUUGAACAAGUAAGUAAUGCAAAUAUUCCCGGGUAAUUUGAAGAACAUUGUUUUUGCUAGUUUGGUAGUAGUAUAUUUUGGAUUGGCGUAACUUUCUUUAAAUAUUCCUUAAAAAUUUGGUGUUAUACAUAACCCAAGUCUUGGAUCUGAUUAAUAUGUGAUGGCGGCACAUUCUACAUAGGACGCGUAGUUGUGUCAUCUGUGCGAUAGAUUUCUUAACUUAAAUCGUUAAUAUCUUUUGAAGGUCCGGCUGUAUUGAUAUUAUAGUUAGACGGAAACAUGUUCCAUAAUUUUAAGUUUAGUAAUGAAUGAUCCUGCGAGAUAGAUGUCCUGUUUCAAGUUUAAUGGCAAUAUUUGAUCUUCACCGUAAAACUUAAGCUUGAAAAAACUGUAAUCAGUUAUAAUAUUUCCAAAAGCUACUUGUCUGAUAUUACAUGUUUAAACUAUAUUGACUCGGGUUAAGGCAUAGAUAGCUUAUACUUGCGUAGUGUAGGUGCAGUAUUUUUUCUUCAAAGCCGGAGGUAAGUACUAGAUCUGAUUAAACAAAUUGGCUAUUCCUGUUCGUGAUCUCUUGUGUUUUUUCCUUUGGUUUUCUAAUGCCCUUGAUAAACCAAAACGCAGAAACAUGUUGCAGUAGGUACCCCCGUUGUUUACCAGUUUAUCACGUUUUAAUUUCUUUCUUAAUCUUGGAAUGUUCACGGUUUUAAUUAACGAUCAAAUCGUUGAUAGAAUUUGUUCAGGAGAAUCCAACUAAUAACUACGAUGUUGCUAGAUUGCAAAGCAAUUUUCUUAGGUUUUAUUGUUAGCUAUUAUUUUUAAACAUGACAUGAUAAGGAAACAUUUCAGCCAUUCGGAAUUCUUACCUUUUUUAAUUAAACAGUAAUUAGUGAUUUUUUUUAUAUUAGUAUAUUUGUCGCUAUACUAUUUAAGUGACAUUUUUCAAAUCAAAUUUCUAUGGUUUUUGAAAUGAGGGUCUUCUGUAUCUGUCUAUUAUACGAACAUGGAACAAUGUAAAAUUCACUUACAAGUAAUUCCAAUUGAAAUCAGAAUUUACUAUUGAUUUAUGUUAAAAACUAUUAACUCUUGACUUUUACCUCGUUAGAGUUAUAUUUCUUUUAAAUAGUAGGUAUACUUUUUAUGGUAUACUUUUCUUUAUUUUACAUCUAAAAAUAAACAUCUGACUUUAUUUAAGAGAGUCCAAUUUCAAUAAAAUAAAUUGUUAAUUUUGCUUCAUGAAAGAAAAUGUUCUUUAUAUUGAAACAAAAAGAAAAAUUCUAAAUAAUUUUUAUUGAUGUAUUCAUUAAGAUGGCUAAUUUAUUGCUCCUUGUAAUAGCUCGCUGUAAAUUACGUGAAAGAUAUCGAAUGGAGCUUAUUUAUUAUUAUAUAAUCCAAAAUAUUAUAACAGAGCAAUUAAUGCAGCUUUAAAAGUGGAUUUUAAAUUCAUUUCACAUUAUUAAUCAAAAAUCAUUGUUUUUACCUUAGAUAUUCUUAUAAAUAUGUACAGACUAGUAAUAGUGAUUUAAAAAUACUGUAUGUAAAAAAUAGAAUUUAAAUUUUACUUUAUUGACUUUGAAUACUUUUGACCAAUGCUAUAUAUAUUAUUUGUUAGUUAUAAAAAUAGCCUUUAAAUAUGAUUUAUUGUGUGAUAUUUCCAUAAGUUACAAUUUACAUUCAUACCAAUUAAAUUGUUUGAACUUUUACUUAAAGUCAUACUUUUAAAUUGGCAAAUUGGUCUUACUACUUACUAUUUAAUACGUGUAACAAAUACUUUUCAUAAAUAUGAACACAUUGAAUAUGAGAAAAAUGAGGCUGUGGUGCAUAUUAGUGACGGUUCCAUUAUAUUUAAGUUUUAGAAUGGUUCGAUCCGUCGUAUUAAAAUUGUACAGGUAAUGUUUUUAUAAAUUAUAUUUUUAUAUAUAUAAAAACUGUAGAGUAGUGGACCUAUUAUUAAUGUAUAGCGACAUAGUAUAGUGUUGCAUUAAUAAAAUAUUGUAUUUAAAAGCACCAUAGGUUUUUUAAAAUAAUAUAAAUUGUUGGUUUGGUAAAUAAAUACUAAUUUUACGCUA